Rhopilema esculentum is the source of this 435-nucleotide messenger RNA. Its product is annotated as protein BUD31 homolog. The record is from RefSeq and is a predicted model, not a curated record. Gene Ontology annotation, biological process: mRNA splicing, via spliceosome. Lineage: Eukaryota; Metazoa; Cnidaria; Scyphozoa; Rhizostomeae; Rhizostomatidae. Gene Ontology annotation, cellular component: spliceosomal complex; nucleus.
AUGCCUAAAGUGAAACGAAGUCGCAAGCCCCCACCAGAUGGAUGGGAAUUGAUAGAACCAACACUGGAAGAACUUGAUCAAAAAAUGCGAGAAGUUGAGACAGACCCUCAUGAAGGAAAACGAAAGGUGGAGUCCUUAUGGCCAAUUUUCAGAGUGCAUCACCAGAAGUCACGCUAUAUCUACGACUUGUACUACAGAAGAAAGGCUAUAAGCAAAGAACUUUAUGAUUAUUGUCUCAAAGAAAACUAUGCAGAUAAGAACCUCAUAGCAAAAUGGAAAAAGCAGGGAUACGAAAACCUUUGCUGUCUAAGAUGCAUACAGGCAAGAGACACAAAUUUUGGCUCCAACUGCAUUUGUCGAGUUCCUAAAAGCAAACUAGAAGAAGGAAAGGUUGUUGAGUGUGUUCAUUGUGGAUGCAGAGGCUGCUCAGGAUAA